AUGCAGUACGAAGAGCACGACUCAAACGAAGUACGACGACUUCCAGUGACCUAUUUGACAGCUGCGGUUGAGUUCCCCUUAUCUCCGAUAUCGUGUUCUGUUCUGGUAGGUAAUGAUGAUGAUAAACCUGUGCUUAAUGACGGUUUUUUUCAUAAUCAGUAA
Messenger RNA from Anisakis simplex (herring worm), 162 nucleotides. The record is from the annotation of a GenBank genome assembly. Lineage: Eukaryota; Metazoa; Nematoda; Chromadorea; Rhabditida; Anisakidae.